Molecule: messenger RNA, 626 nt
Organism: Linepithema humile (Argentine ant)
Lineage: Eukaryota; Metazoa; Arthropoda; Insecta; Hymenoptera; Formicidae
Gene: RpI12
Product: RNA polymerase I subunit RpI12
Biological process (GO): DNA-templated transcription; termination of RNA polymerase I transcription
Cellular component (GO): RNA polymerase I complex
Molecular function (GO): nucleic acid binding; zinc ion binding
Source: RefSeq, a predicted model, not a curated record
AUCAUUUUUGUUCACGUCGUCUGCGUCGUUGGAUUCAAGUGUGCAUUUUAUAGGUUAUAUUGUUUGAAUUGAUUGCAUUGUGUAUAAUAAAUACGCAUUAAAUAAUGGCAAGUAUCAAAGAUAGCUGUUUUAUCACUGCACCUGGUUUCUGUCCGGAUUGCGGUUCAAUUUUACCUUUACUUGGCGAAAGAGGAGGUGUCAUGUGCUAUGCGUGCAAAAGAGAAUGGGGUUCUGAAGUUUUUGGUGAUAUGGAAAUGACAUAUACAAUUAAUUUUAAUUCUAAACAUACUUAUUCAUCCUCAAGAGAAGCAGAUGAUAGUGAAGAUGACGCAGAUGGACCAGUUGUAGAACGACGCUGUCCUCAAUGUCAAAAUGAUAAAAUGUCGUAUGCCACUUUGCAAUUGAGAUCAGCUGAUGAAGGACAGACUGUGUUUUACACAUGUACCAAAUGCAAAUACAAGGAAACAGAGAAUUCUUAAUGGAAAAUUUUGCAGUAUAUAUAUUAUUUUGUACGAAAUAUUAAGGUUAUGAUUCUCCUGUUUAUUUUCUUGGAAUGGGAAAGAUAUACUAUUUUUACAUUGUACAAACCAGUGUGUUGAAGAAAUAGAAAAUUCUUUUGUAAUGUA